Papilio machaon (common yellow swallowtail) is the source of this 1345-nucleotide messenger RNA. RefSeq names its product zinc finger protein 771. The transcript is spliced from 6 exons. Gene Ontology annotation, biological process: regulation of transcription by RNA polymerase II. Gene Ontology annotation, cellular component: nucleus. Gene Ontology annotation, molecular function: DNA-binding transcription factor activity, RNA polymerase II-specific; zinc ion binding; RNA polymerase II transcription regulatory region sequence-specific DNA binding. The coding region runs from base 38 to 1312 and encodes 424 amino acids. The record is from RefSeq and is a predicted model, not a curated record. Lineage: Eukaryota; Metazoa; Arthropoda; Insecta; Lepidoptera; Papilionidae.
UCUAAUAAAAAUCGAAAUUAUUUAAUUCAAUAAAGGCAUGGAUAUAACAAAGUUAUGUCGAAGUUGCAUGAAAGAAGUCGCCUCUUGGGAAAAGGAAAAUUUUGAUGUGCGAGUUGUGAAGAUGUUUUGUUUUUGUACAAAUGUUGAGAUUAUUGAAGAAGACAAACUACCUAAGCAAUUCUGCUAUGACUGCGUAAUAAAAAUUGAGUCUUCAUACACAUUUAUUAAGGAAGCUCAAAAUGUUAAUGUUACUUUAAAAAACAUAGCAUCAAGAAGAGAAACAAGCAUUAUUGUCGAGUUGGAAAACUGCAAUAAGCUGACAGAGGUUCCACCAACUCCAAAAAAUCAUCUUAAACUUACGCUGCCUGAUUAUAAACUAUGUAGUACUAUAGAGAACUUUGAUGAACCAAUAUUAUUAAAUAACACAAGUGAAUCUAUAAAUUUUACAAAUGAUAAUAUUCCUAUGGAUCCAAUAACUGAUAUUUCUAUCAACAAUCCAAUUGAUACUAAUGUAAAUUCAACAAAAGAUAUAAAACAAACUGAAAACCUUGCUGUGGAUAACAGAAAUAUGUGUACAAUCUGCAAAAAAAGUUUUUCAUCUAAGGUGUGGUUUGCUAAGCAUAUGGAAAAGGAACAUUCUGGACAAAAGUAUAGCUGUCCACAAUGUAGUAAAACAUUCAGUAGAGCAUCUCAACUAACAUACCAUUCCGCAACCCACUCGGAUGAACGCAAGUUUGGUUGCACUUUGUGCAGUAAGAGGUUCAAGAGACGCAAGCAACUGACUGCACACACACGGUCACAUUCCGAUGAAAGGCCAUACUCUUGUGAUAAAUGUCAAAAGAGGUUCAAACUAAAAAGUAUACUGAAGUGCCAUAUGAAAGUUCAUGAAGGUCGAAAGCAGUACCUGUGCAGUUACUGCGGAUGGGCAUUUGCACAGGCUGGUAACUUGUCAGUGCACGUGAGGCGGCACACGGGAUAUCUACCUCACGCGUGCAGUGAGUGCGGGUACCGAGCUGCGGCGGGAGCUGCGCUGCGCCGACACAAGCGCAAACAUCGGCCAGAAGUACCCGCACCAGCACUGCUCUGUACACAUUGCUCACAGCAGUGCAAGGACUCCAGUGCUCUGGCGCGACACACGCGCACGCACACAGGCGAGCUGCCGUACCAGUGCGGGCGAUGUCCGCGCGCCUUCUCCGACAGCUGGAAACGCAAGACGCAUCUCAUGCGCGCGCAUGGCCUCGCGCUGCACGACAUACCGCGUCUCAGGCGAGAUGGCACCCCGCACCAACCACAACUACCUGCACAUAUCUAGGGACGGCACCUCGCACACACCUAUGGACGGCAC